Molecule: messenger RNA, 1167 nt
Organism: Cooperia oncophora
Lineage: Eukaryota; Metazoa; Nematoda; Chromadorea; Rhabditida; Trichostrongylidae
Source: the annotation of a GenBank genome assembly
AUGCCGCGACCGUUGAGGCAUAGCAACAACCAAAAUGGCUAUGACGAAGAUUACUCAGAUGAUGCCGAUGAGGAUGGACUUACUAGUACACAGAUACAAGAAGCUGACUACCUGAACUCAUUAGCUGCCGAGGCCGAUCCCUCUCAACAAUUCGCUAAACGUGCGUCUCUGCGGGAAGCGUAUCAUGAGAUUUGUAGUCAAUUUGCAGGUGACGUUGAAAGAAAGGAAAGUGCUCAUCUGAUUGAGCAUCUCGGAAAGUCUCUCGAGGAUGUUGAUCGCUCCUACCAGAGUGUGGGUGCAGGAGGAAAGGAGCUCGCAGCUGACGCAGACUCGUUGUUGUCAAUGGCAAACGUUCUACUUGAACAAAUGAAGUCAUUUCGAAGUUCACACUCGGAAAGGAUUGUUACAGCCACGUCUUUCGCGGACGCACUGAUGUCAUUUCUAAGCUCUGUGUCAUUAACUCCCACCACAGCGGUCUUUGAUGGCGACGAAAAUCCAUUACUAAAAGACGAUGAAGAUAUUGAUCCAUCGAGAUCCCCAUCAUGUUCGAAUGUAACGCAGAGUGUAGCCAGUCAGCGUAUGUCUUUAAGUGCACCUAAGAUAAGUCGUGAUCAGUGGGCUUGGAUUGGUCGUCAAGAUCUUGGAACGUUAACCUAUGAUGUGUCUUUCAAUUACCAGUCUCUGCGUUCGGUUGUCUCAUAUGAUACUACGCCAUCGCAGGUUGCGAAGAAAGAACGCUUGAGAAGAGGCAAGGAUACUCAAGAGGCCGCAGUUGUGCUUUCUUCGAAGCAGACUGUAAGCAUCGACAAUGAAGUUUCCGUUGCUCAAGAGUUGGACAAGGUACGAAAGGCGUUGAAGGCAGCCUGGAGAGAGAAACCGUCUGUAGACUUUUUCUCAUUCGUCAUCGAUCCUGAUGAUUUCUCCAAAUCGGUGGAAAAUAUGUUUUACGUCUCUUUCCUCGUCAAAGAUGGACGAGUUCGCUUGGAAGUUGGCGAGGAUGGCCUGCCCGUGUUGUUACACGUUUCAAAUGAAGAACGUCAGAGAUUGCACGUAGACGACAGGUCGGCUGCAGUUACGAAUCAGGCCAUAAUAUCGUUCACUUACGAGAUGUGGGAGGAAAUGGUGGAAGCAAUGCGUGCGCGGGAAUCGCUGAGUAACAACACUUGA